AUGACGGGCGAACGAGAAACGCAAAACGAUCUGAAACAUUUCAGCAAAAUUUUGUCCGGAGUCAUACGGAGAUUCCCAUCUGAGGCCGAGGUACCUGUGUGGUUCGAGGCUGUGGAGACUACCUUCGAGACGUAUGGCGUGCCAAGGGCUAUAUGGGGCCAGCUAGUGUUCCCGCAUGUGGUGGAGCGAGUAAGGUACCUAGCUACCCGGCUCUCCGCGGCCGAGCUCAACGAUUAUGAUCGGGUAAAAGAUACCGUUCUCGAGGAGUUGCAGCUCGCGCCCGGGGAGUAUCUAAAGCGUUUUCUUAGCGCCGCCAAAGGAAAAGAGGAGGCGUGGAUGCCGUUUGCUACACGGCUGCGAAGCUAUCUCCACUUCUAUGUGGAAGCGAGGGAAAUUAAGACCAAGGACGACCUGAUCGACCUUUUAGUAGCCGACCAGGUAAAGGCCAGAAUGACGCCUGAAGCGCUGAGCUACGUCACUCUAAAAGAGGACACGAACUGGCACAGGGCGCAUGAGCUGGCCAAAUUGAUGAGGGUAUUUGAGCAGGCCGAAGGUAGGGGAGCCGCCUCGAAAAAGGUCGACGCAAAGGUCCAACAAUCGAGCCCUCGAGACGAGGGAAAAACGAAGUCCGGGAGCACAUUCGGGUCGACGAAAUUCACGAGAGGGCCGGCCGGGGGGCCAAACUCAGAUCGGCGAAGGGGUUGCUUCGGCUGCGGCUCUUUGGGCCACCAGAGGGCGAAUUGUCCGCACGCUGGGAGCGGGCGCGCAAACGGCAAGGGCGAUGUUCCAUCAGAAGGCGACAGACUCACCGCCCGGGUCGUCAGGGAGCCGCACUCGUUGCCGCCCAGCGGUCUCGUGAACACCAGACUAGCUUGUGGAGGACGCAUGCUCAACGCUAUUGUCGACACAGGGGCAGAUAUAACCGUGGUAAGGGAGUCUCUGGUCCCUGAGGAGUUGAGGAGCCCUUCCGGGAAGAUUCAGCUCAAAUCUGCUUUCGGAGAGUCGGUGGAGGCGCGUCUGGUAGUGUUGCCGUUGACUAUGCACAGCUUGAAUUCGGUCCUCGCCGACGUUCACGAGGCGGUGCCGACUCUUUGUGCGCUGACCGACCGACUUAUUUCGCGGACCGAUUGCCUGCUUUCCGGAGAAGCGUGGGAGCUGCUGCAAAAAUCGGAAAGCUCGAACGCACCGAUCGGAGCAAUCGCGGCCGUCGCGGCGGGGGAAACAGAACAGCUCGCGACGUCCACUCCUCCGCCGGAGUCCGUAGAGGGGUUGGAGACCAGUGUCCAGACUUGCGAGGAAGAGGGCGCCAGCAACGCCCGUAGGGAAUCGAGUCCUUCGGACGCAGCGGAGGUCGAAACAGAUGACGGGCUCUCGGAGCGAUCAAAGUUCCGAGAGCAGCAGCUAAAAGACCCUACUCUGAAAGAGGCCUGGGAAAACGGGCGCAGGAAACGGAGCGGCAUGCUGAUUAAAGACGGGUUGCUCUUUCAUCGGGACAGGUUGUUGGGGCAAAACGUCCACCAGUUGGUACUGCCGGCUCAGCGGAGACCCGAGGUGAUGGGAUUGGCACAUGAGUCAUGCUGGGGCGGACAUCUGGGUUUCAGAAAGACGAAAGCGCGGGUCAAGUACGCUUUCUACUGGCCGGGGAUAGAGAGGGACAUUAGGGAGCACUGCUCGAGCUGCCAUGGUUGCCAGGUUAGAUCCGACCUGAGGCAGACAGACCGCGUUCCUAUCACCCCACUGACGAGACCCGAGUUUCCUUUCCAAACGGUAAACAUCGACGUAAUCGGACCACUUGACACGCCGUCAGCUAGAGGCCACAGGUACGCGCUUUGCGUUAUUGACUUGUGCACACGCUGGCCAGAAGUGGUGUGCUUGCGGUCGCUGUCGGCGAAGGCAACCUGCGAGGCGCUGUUGACCAUCUUCAGCAGGACAGGAAUACCAAGCGUCAUAUGUUCCGACUGUGGCACUAACUUUACGGCCCAGCUCACGAGAGAGUUUCUCGCUCGCCUCGGCUGCAGCCCUCGGUUUUCGACACCUGACCACCCCGAGAGCAACGGCGCCGUCGAGCGCUGGAACAGGGUGUUUAAAAACAUGCUGUUCCAUGUCAUCGAAAAGGAGGGCCGUGGCUGGGACAGGUUCGUACCUUUCCUGCUGUGGGCGUACCGUGAGGUGCCGCACGACACAACUGGUGUGUCGCCCUUCCAGAUGCUGUACGGCCGAAGCCCCACUGGCCCGUUGACAGUGUUGCAGCAGUCUUGGACGGGCGACAUUCCGAUCCCGGUAACACUAAGGGAGUCACCUGCAGAGUACCUGCGGAACCUAAAGGGUCAAAUCGAGCGCGCCGCAGAGGAGGCCGAGCUGACGGCGCCGGCCCGGCAGAACGCGUAUGCGACGCAGCAUAACAAACGGGCCUCCCCGAAGGCGUUUGGGGUGGGCGAAAAGGUGUUAGUGUUCGACUCGGACCGACCGGGUAAGAUGUAUCCGAAAUGGAUAGGGCCGUGCGACGUCCGAGCGAAAUUUCGAGACCAGUCGUACUACGUGGACAUGCCGGACGGUAAGCACAGACUGGUGCAUGCCAACAAGCUGCGGCCCUACACCUGUCGCGUUCAGAGCAUUGGUGUUGUAUUCCAGGAAGAUGGCGACUUCGGAGAUAUAGAGUGCACCCCGCGAAGCAUGAGCAUCUGUCCUGCGAUGCGACUGCCGGAGUCGUACGUGGCUCAUCUGGGGGAUGACAGGCGGCUCGUUCGGGCGGUGUUCGACAGGCAUCACGCGCUCUUCUCGCCCAACACAGGGAUCGCAGAAGUGGGAGAACACCACAUUAGGCUGGACCCGGGGUACGUGCCGAAGCGGGCCCACCCUUACCGCAUUCCCGAAAUGUUACGGGGGGAGGUCGGGCGCCAAAUUGACGAGCUGCUCCAGACGGGCCUGAUCUACGAAUGCGAGAGCCCCUUCGCUCAUCCCGUCGUGGACUACAUCGCAAACUAUGCCGAGACUGCGAGACCACUCACCGAACUAACUAGUAAAAAGGUGCCGUCCAAGCUGCCGUGGAACGAUGACGCCGACAGGGCAUUUGUGGCUUUGAAGAAGGCGCUGUGCGACGCGGUGGCGCUCUACACGCCCGAUCCGGAAAAGCCUUACUGGCUGUACACCGAUGCCUCGGCCAUCGCGGUGGGGGCCUGUUUGGCCCAAAUGGGAGAGGGUGGGCAGGAGAAGCCGAUUGCGUUCGCCAGUCACCGCUUUACACCCACUCAGACGCGGUGGUCCACAAUCGAGCGAGAAGCAUUCGGGGUGAUCUGGGGUCUAAAGAAGUUCGACGUUUGGCUAUUCGGCGCUUCCGUGACUGUGGUCUCCGAUCACAACCCUCUGUCGUUCCUCACCCUGAGCGUCCCUCACGGUGCCAAACUAACCAGGUGGGCUCUAGCCCUCCAGAGGUACGACGUCAAGGUCGUACACAGGAAGGGUGUGGAGCGCUUCGAAGUUGUCAAGCCUACCAUGCACAUGCCCCUGCAAGUCGUUCCCAUAGUGAUCUGCAGCCAGUGGCAUCUCCCUCUACAAGUGCGUCGAGAAAAUGCAAUGCCUCAGCAACCCAAGAAGUUAACGCAGCUGCGGAGCAGCUCGAGGUGCCUCCAGGAGAUGAAGACUAACCUUCACCGCAACUGGUGGAGGAUUAUCAAAGUCAGCAGCUACCGCGGAUAUCAACCAAAGAAUGAACACAACCGGACUUGUACAAAGAUUAUGUUGUAA
Ixodes scapularis (black-legged tick) is the source of this 3744-nucleotide messenger RNA. RefSeq lists its product as uncharacterized. The transcript is spliced from 3 exons. The coding region runs from base 1 to 3744 and encodes 1247 amino acids. NCBI's taxonomy places the organism in Eukaryota, Metazoa, Arthropoda, Arachnida, Ixodida, Ixodidae. Gene Ontology annotation, molecular function: nucleic acid binding; zinc ion binding; aspartic-type endopeptidase activity. Gene Ontology annotation, biological process: proteolysis; DNA integration. The record is from RefSeq and is a predicted model, not a curated record.